Rhinichthys klamathensis goyatoka is the source of this 1299-nucleotide messenger RNA. It is a transcript of the gene gpr34b, whose product is annotated as G protein-coupled receptor 34b. Gene Ontology annotation, biological process: G protein-coupled receptor signaling pathway. Gene Ontology annotation, cellular component: membrane. Bases 58 to 1173 code for a protein of 371 amino acids. Lineage: Eukaryota; Metazoa; Chordata; Actinopteri; Cypriniformes; Leuciscidae. The record is from RefSeq and is a predicted model, not a curated record. Gene Ontology annotation, molecular function: G protein-coupled purinergic nucleotide receptor activity. The transcript has a single exon.
UUAGUAUUAUAAUGACAUCUGUUUCUCUUUCUAAGAUUUGAUUAUGCACAUGCAAAGAUGAGCAACAACAAUCUUCAAAACUUUCCCAAUGCGUCACCGACCAGCAUGUCAAAAAAUCCCCAGCAAGACUGCCAGAUGGACACCGCCAGCUUGCAGGUUCCGCUGGCUAUUUUGUACGCACUUUUCUUCCUGUUCGGGUUGGCUGGGAACCUGCUAGCUCUCUGGGUGUUUCUGCGAGUACAUCCAAAGAAAAACUCUAUUCGCAUUUUUCUCAUUAACUUGGCUCUGGCUGACUUACUUCUUGUGAUAUGCCUGCCUUUCCGAGUGGUGUACCAUUCCAACAAUGACCGGUGGGUGCUGCCGUCAUUACUGUGCAGGAUAGUGGGUAACAUCUUUUACAUGAACAUGUACAUUAGUAUAAUCUUACUGGGCUUCAUAAGCGUAGACCGUUACUUGAAGUUACAGAGGGUAUCCUGUAGGCGGGUGUUUCUGCAGAGCCGGUGGAGUGCACUUCUCUGCUGUGUCAUCUGGACUGCGUCACUUGCUGCAGUAACGCCACUUAUUGUCCAGACUCCAGAGAAUGGUGAACCCCAACAGUGCUUCCAAUAUAAAAAUCUGCAAAACUCCAAAUGGAAAGCCUAUUUCAACUUUGCCGUUGUGGGUAUAUUUUGGGUGGUCUAUGGUGCGUUGGUAAUCUGCUAUGGAAGGAUUGGAAUGAAGCUCCUUACAGCCUCCAGAAAGAAACCAGAUUUCCCAAACGCAGCCAAGUAUAACAAAACAGCAUGGAAAUCCUUCUUCGUGCUCUUCCUCUUCACAAUAUGUUUUGUGCCCUACCACUCAGUGAGGAUUUUCUAUAUUAUGUCACAGAUGGAAACUGGCAUAUCUUGCGACAGGAUAAAUGUGUUGGAUAAAACCAAUGAAGUAGUUCUACUACUAUCUGCACUUAAUAGCUGUUUGGAUCCAGUUAUGUACUUUUUGUUGUGUAGUUCUAUUCGCAAAGUGAUGCUGAAAAUCAUCUGUAAUUGCUUCUGUCAGCAAAUCACCAGAGGACUGAUCAGUUCUAGUGACUCUCCUAAAGAACAGCCAAAAAUCAGUGUAGUUGUGCCUAGGACAGACACCCAGGAGCAGGUCAAAACAUCAAAAACAACAAAGACAGAGUAUGAUGUGCAAUGAGAGUUCUUUAAACAUAUGAACCAAACAUAUGAGUCCAAAGGCACAGCAAAGUUAAAUGAAACAUAGUUAUAUGUUGUGAACAGUGUGAAGUGUAUUUCCUUUUGUUAACCAUUGAAAACACUAUUU